CAGGUGUGAGUUUGCGCACUCAGUCCCUCGUUUGAGGGGGAAGACCGGCGCCUGUUUACCACCGGUCUAUCGGUCUUUACUGUCGGUUAUCAGAAAUAAAAUUGAUGUUGCAAGAUUUGUGUAAGCAAGUGACCAGUAUACCGUUUAAUCUCUAUCAGGUAUUCGUAGGAUGACGUCAUAACCUUGAAGUGACGUCAAUGGUGAUUGCUUGAGUUUCGAAUAGCCAGCAAGCGUGCGGAGUCGGACGAGCUUAAGAUGGCGCAGAGAGCGGAGGAAGAGGGGGAGAGCUCUGGGGUGCCAUGCAGGAGAAGUGGAGCACGGCUAGGAGUAGCACGGGAGCGAGAGGAGCAUGUGAAGGCUGUGCAGGAGGCCUUGUUGCGGAACGUGGGGAGUUACGAGCCGGUGCUGAGCUACCUUCAGGCAGUGUUGGUUUGGGAAAGACCCCGGCACAGCGCGCUGCUGCACCUGGGGGUGAAUGCGGUCUUCUGGUUCUUUGCUCUAACCUCUCUCAGAAUAAUAUUUUUGGUGGCAUUUGGGCUAAUGAUCAUAAUUUGUGUUGACCAGUGGAAAAAUAAGAUCUGGCCGGAACUUGGAGCUUCAAGACCCAGUGAAUUGGACAAUGAGAGUUGGGGAUUUGUACAUCCAAGGCUACUAAGUGCUCCAGAAUUAUGUUAUCAUGGGGCUGACGUAUGGGUCACCUGGACCACCUUCCUAAGAAACCUAAAAAUUUUCAAGGCAGAGAACCCAGGCAAGUUCUGUCUGUUAGCCUGUGGCUUUCUAACUUUCUUGGCUGUACUUGGUGGAUACAUUCCUGGUCUUGUACUUUCGUACCUGAUGCUACUUUUUCUGCUGCUCUGGCCCUUAGCCAUAUAUCACCGCUUGGGGCAGCGUGCUUACCAGAAGCUAGAACCAGCCCUGCAGCGGCUGGACUUUAGUGUCCGUGGUUACAUGAUGUCGAAGCAAAAAGAGAGGGAGAUACAUGGUCGCACCCUUCUUCCUGAUCAGGGAAGUGAUAGUGAAGAAGAGCUGGCGGCAUUCUGCCCAACGCUGGAUGAUUCAGCUGUUGACAAAGAAUUGACUAUUUCCGACUCAGAGCAUUCAGAAGCUGAUGCUUCCUACACAGAAAAUGGGACAUUUAAUUUAUCCAGGGGCCAAACUCCACUAACAGAAGGUUCGGAGGAUCUGGACCGCCACAGUGACCCAGAAGAGUCUUUUGCACGUGACCUUCCAGACUUUCCCUCUAUCAACCCAGAACUAAUAGGAAUUGAUGAUGAAGAUGACACCAGCAUUGGGCUUCCAAGUGCAGCCCACCUUCCUCAUGGGUCAUCAAACCAGCUUUAUGAUGAGCAGGAGGUGUCUGAAAUUGAGAUGUCGUUAGGAGGUUUUCCAGGUGCUCAGCAGAUCACAGAUAACAUUGCUGGUUUGGUCACAAGGGGUAUGAUACAGCUGGCUUUGGCAGGAGCCACUCAGCAAGGUGCAGGGUAUGCUGAAGUCCCAAGAGCCAAAACAUAUCAGAGAAACUCCAGCUCGGAAAUAGACACAGAUACAGAAGCUGAUGGCUUUGAGAUGCUGGACCAAUCCGAGCUGAACCAAAUGGAUCCAACCAGUCCACGUGGUCACCAGUAAGGUCAUCAUGUGAUACAUUGAGGAUGCACCAGUGCCUCCUGACUACACAGUGAAUUGUGAUAUCUUUUUUUAGAGAUCUCAUUGUAGACUUGUAUAUUGAACUGUGUCUUUUUUUCAGUGUGCUCCCAUGCGUGUGAGAUCCAUUUAACACAGGUCAUCCCUGGCUGCCAUUUUAUCACUGUGAAGUCUGAACCAGUAGAUAAGUGAAGCUAGAAUGAAAUAGAAAAACGCUAAUCUGAAAUAGAAAGAAUCAGUAUUUUAAAAUGUAAUCCCUACUGGAAAUGGACUCUGUGCAAUAUGGAGCUCUUUGUCUCCACUUUUCCACUCAAAAAUCACGGUGGCUUUACUAAAAUCUAGAGCCUAUGUGCCCGCAUUUCUUUAAUUCGUUUUUGAAAAACAACAUAAAAUGGCCAUACACAACAUUAGUAUGGUGUAAAACCGAACUCUUUGGUGCCUGAUAUUCUUUGUAGUGUUUGAAUCUUUGACUUUAUAGCUUGACAUUCAGUUCCAAGCUGAGACUUUUAGGUCUUUGUCAAUAGAUAAUCAAAGUGAGAUGUUUGUCUUCACAGGAAUUAUUAUAAUAGAAGAAAACUUAGGAUAGAGCUGUGGUAAUGCGCUUAAUGAUUAUGGCUUGGAUUUUCUAAUUGGGGAUGAGGGGACAUAUGUGUUGUAAUGUACAGUGGAAUAUUUUGUUUUUUAUUUAGGGGACUGAAACCCCUCUAUCCCUAUAACAAACAAAUGCACUUUUAAUUUGAAUACAUUUUUGAGUUUCACAUCAAA
Bombina bombina (fire-bellied toad) is the source of this 2406-nucleotide messenger RNA. It is a transcript of the gene RETREG3, whose product is annotated as reticulophagy regulator family member 3. The record is from RefSeq and is a predicted model, not a curated record. Gene Ontology annotation, biological process: reticulophagy. The coding region runs from base 256 to 1626 and encodes 456 amino acids. The transcript is spliced from 9 exons. Lineage: Eukaryota; Metazoa; Chordata; Amphibia; Anura; Bombinatoridae.